Messenger RNA from Aspergillus mulundensis, 1077 nucleotides. Its product is annotated as NAD(P)-dependent alcohol dehydrogenase. Gene Ontology annotation, biological process: D-sorbitol catabolic process. Gene Ontology annotation, molecular function: L-iditol 2-dehydrogenase (NAD+) activity; zinc ion binding. The coding region runs from base 1 to 1077 and encodes 358 amino acids. The transcript has 3 exons. The record is from RefSeq and is a predicted model, not a curated record. Lineage: Eukaryota; Fungi; Ascomycota; Eurotiomycetes; Eurotiales; Aspergillaceae.
AUGGACAUCCUUCAGAAGAAGCCCCAGAACAUUGCCAUUCACACAAGUCCGUCUCAUGACUUGCGAGUGGUUGACUGCGAAGUCCCCAAGCUUGCUUCGGAUGAGUGCCUGGUCCAUGUGCGUGCAACAGGCAUCUGCGGAUCUGAUGUUCAUUUCUGGAAACAUGGCCGUAUUGGCCCCAUGAUCGUGACGGGAGAUAAUGGACUUGGGCAUGAAAGUGCCGGAAUUGUCCUGCAGGUUGGCAACGCGGUAACUCGAUUCAAGCCCGGCGAUCGGGUUGCUAUGGAAUGCGGUGUUCCCUGCUCGAAGCCAACCUGUGACUUCUGCCGCACCGGUAAGUAUCACGCUUGCCCGGAUGUGGUAUUCUUCUCUACGCCUCCUCAUCAUGGAACUCUGCGAAGAUACCAUGCCCACCCGGAGGCCUGGCUUCAUCGCCUCCCCGAUCACGUCACCUUUGAGGAAGGUGCUCUCCUCGAGCCUCUCACCGUUGCACUAGCUGGUAUUGACCGCUCCGGAUUGCGUCUGGCUGAUCCUCUGGUCAUUUGUGGUGCCGGACCCAUUGGCCUCGUCACCUUAUUGGCGGCCAACGCCGCUGGCGCGGCUCCGAUUGUCAUUACCGAUAUUGAUGAGAACCGUCUUGCCAAGGCCAAAGAGCUAGUGCCCCGAGUGCAACCGCUGCUAGUCCAGAAACAGGAGACAUCGCAAGAGCUGGGAGAGCGCAUUGUGAAGGAGCUUGGACAAGAGGCAAAGCUGGUUCUCGAAUGCACGGGUGUGGAGAGCAGUGUUCACGCGGGAAUCUACGCAACCCGAUUCGGCGGAAUGGUGUUCGUCAUUGGUGUUGGCAAGGACUUCCAAAACAUCCCCUUCAUGCACAUGUCGGCCAAGGAGAUAGAUCUGCGAUUCCAGUACCGGUAUCAUGAUAUCUAUCCCAAGGCAAUCAGUCUGGUCAAUGCUGGGCUCAUCGACCUGAAGCCUUUGGUGUCUCAUCGAUACAAGCUGGAGGAAGGACUCGAAGCCUUCGCUACUGCCAGCAAUCCAGCUGCGAGGGCCAUUAAGGUGCAAAUUGUGGAUGAAUAG